Molecule: messenger RNA, 1095 nt
Organism: Colletotrichum truncatum
Lineage: Eukaryota; Fungi; Ascomycota; Sordariomycetes; Glomerellales; Glomerellaceae
Biological process (GO): methylation
Molecular function (GO): methyltransferase activity
Source: RefSeq, a predicted model, not a curated record
AUGGAGACUGAAAGUUUGACUUCUGUUCACGGUGACAUUGCCGAGGGGACCCUGCUCUCAGUCGAUCAAGAACUCCCUAUAGCUGAUGGGGUCAUUAUCCAAUUCCUCAUGCAACGGGUGCCGGAAUUUCGCAAGUUGCAGGAGCUUCGCAAACAAGGAUGGAACAACCCUCAAGGCGAUCAGUAUUUUCGCCAGCAGCGCGAUAGAGCCGACAAGGCCAAUGCAAGGACUGCCAGAUUCUUCUACAACAUGAUGCAGCGGAUCGGACAAGAGGUUCACAGCGCCGUGGGAGCCUUUGCAAUUCAGGACAGCAACCUAUCGCGACCGAUGGUUCUCGACAUGUGCGCGGCCCCUGGAGGAUUCCUUCACACAGCUCUCGAGUUGAACCCGAAAGCUCAGGCGGUGGCGUUCAGUUUGCCUGUCGAAUCUGGAGGACACAAAAUUCUUAUUCCAAACAGCAAGAGGUUCCAGUUGAAGUUCUUGGAUAUAACGAUGCUUGCGGCAGAUAUGGGAUUGGUGGAUGUACCCGUUGAACACCCAGAUCACAGCAGUUUCUUGCCGCAACAGCUGAAGCCAGGCGAUCUAUUUGACCUGGUGAUUUGUGACGGCCAGGUCCUCCGAACCCAUGCCCGCAAACAAUACCGGGAAAAUCGUGAGGCUUAUCGGCUGACAGUGACGCAACUGUGUCUUGGUCUCGAACAUGCAAGACCAGGUAGCACAAUGAUUGUAUUAUUACACAAACUUGAGGCCUGGGACACAGUCUUACUUCUGAACACAUUCAGAGAAUUCGCCACUGUAGGGCUGUUCAAGCCGAAAACCAGUCAUGCUAAGCGCUCGUCGUUCUACAUGAUCGCUAGGAACAUUCAAAGUCAAGGACCCGCGGCCGCUCAUGCGAUUGCGAAGUGGAAAUCAAUAUGGAAGGCGGCGACUUGCGAAACCAAUGAGGAGUUUGUGAAAGUUUUGCGCGGAGGCGAACCCAGUGUCAAGGAGGUGCUUGACGAGUUUGGCUUAGAGCUCAUCGUUUUGGGAAAAGACGUUUGGGCCACUCAGGUCAGAGCCCUUGAAAAAGCUCCUUUCAUUAAGCAACGAUCGUAG